AUGGAAAACAAGAAGGUCGACGACCCUGGCGUCGCCGGCGCCUUAGCCCUACGGCGUCUGGUCCGUAGCCCAACCGGCGGUCGUUUGGGUCCAAGGCGGACGUCGACAAUUGCUUCCCGCAGCAGCUGUUCAGCAUCCUCAGUGACUUCGUCCGUCGACGACGAGAUGCCGACUUCGUGUGUCUCACGCAAUACUUCGGGCGACGAGUGUGCCUUGCACAGAUUCAUUGUAUGGGCGGCCGUCAAACGCAAUGCCUGCCAGAAGAUGACCCCAGAGGAGCGGCGGGAGUGCCCGCUGCUUCGUUGCCGGAAGAGAUUCCCCAACCAUGAGCUGAUGCUCCAACACCUUUAUUCAUGCGACCACCUCGCCGGGGGGGAGUACUGGUGCUACGACUGCGAGAAGCCCGAGCAGCUCAGCGAUGUCAAGUGCAGACGCUGUCUGGGGCACCCGUCCAAGAGGAGGAAGAUUGUGACCAUGGCAAAGAGCUUCUUCAGCUCGUUGGGCCACAAGCCAAAGUCUCAGGGCCUUGCUCUGGCCGCCUCCAUGGGGAUAGGCACAGGCACAGGCACAGUGGCCAGCAGCGGCGGCAGCAGUGGGGGCGAGGACGAGCAAGAGCCUCCGAGCUACGAGUCCGUCUUCACGCCCGCUACGCCUAUGCCUCUGCCUCCGCAGGCCGAGCUCUUCUCGACCGAGAUACAUGAGAUCGGUUCGAGCGAGGUGCUGCUCCCCACUAUCCCGGAGUGUGAGACCGAGACAGAGGCUAUACCCGCCCCUGGGAUGGUCCCCUGUCUCCCCCCAUCCACAUUCCCCAUCUCACCACCAGGCUCCCACCCGGGAGCCGUACCGCUGCCGUCGACUAUGGAAGCAGAUUUCAUAAAUUGGAGGCCGUCACCACCAUCUCCCCCAACUGUGGCGCCACAAAGCCUCAUGAAGCCCAUGAAUGCAAGGUUGGUUGAUCGUCCAACACUGCAGGUCAACACACACCUGGACCAGUUUCGAGGUCCUCAGGCCAGCCGUCGAAGCAAGGUGCUGGCCCCGAGCUCUUCUGUCCGGUCGACCGCCAGCACAGACAGCACCGAUAGCACCAAUAGCACCGCCAGCUAUAACAUCUCGCCCAUGUCGGGCUGGUCCAGUGGAUGGACAAAGACAUCCGGCUUCGAGUCAGCCUUGACGUCACCUGACGACCUCAUUAGUCCUCAGAGCCUCCUGCCCUCGGGUCCCUUUACUACUUCUACUACUAAUACCAUCUCGACAAGACCUAUUCCCUUUAGCAACUCAGAGUUUGAAAACAUGGUUGCCAACUCGUGUCCGUCAGAGCUUCCUGCCGACAUUCCCAUGUUUGAUGACAUUCCCACCACCAUGGAUCCUCAAAAGACUCAAGCUCACAUGAGCCUGGACCAAUCUGCCUUUUCAUUCAACACCGAUAUACCAUUCCAAAUGCCGAUUGGACCUCCGUUACCCUCAACCAACUCCAUCAACCUUGCCCCAACAUCACAACUAUCACCACCCCCACCGCCGUCGUCACAACAACAGACUUCUGAGCCAGCUCUGCUACACAAUACCUCCUCUUCUGGCCUUCCAACUAUUAGGUACUCGCAGUCUCUCGCCAGCUCAGUCCAAGACGCACUACGGAUGCACAUUGCCGACUCUAGGAACAAACUCGAGACUAUCAACCAGAAUGCUCUGGUGAAGAAGCUAUGUCAGAUGUCUCUCUCCUCUGUCGCGGCAGCCGGUCUGGAAACAAUGGCAGACGUCAUAGAAGGCCGCCAAAAUGCAACACCUCUGGAUCUCUUAUGCUUUGUCCACAUCGUCUUCUCUCUGUCUCUGGUGAUCCAUGAACACGACGCCUCAAAACAUGCUGCCGCUCUCUUCAAGCAGGCACUUUUGUAUAGCAGCUGGUUCUCAGAACCUGAGCGGACAUUGUUUAUUGAAGUCGUCAUCACCCUUUGGGAGCACAGUGAAGUAGACAACGCCGAGAUCAUCCAACUAUUGCAAUCAAGCCCACCCAUCCCGGACUCAAAGGGCAAGCAACCGGAAUAUUCUCUGCAUGGAUUAAGGUCUGAUCCGUUGGUAUUGCUCGCGGCAUAUUUUUUGGAUGAGCUCGAGUACGAAACGCUACGUGAACGCAGCUAUAGAACACAGCCCUCUGAACUUGCCGACCAGCACUACAAGGACAGCCUUGCAGCGAGUGCCGAUUCUCCGUUUGCCAUUGCCGCUAGAUUCAUGAUUGAAAAUAUCUUUUCUCAUGAAUAUUCUCAUUUCCCAGGAUCUGAACUUGGCAUGGAUCAACUUAUUGGCCAGGUCAACUCUGGUGGAGUGGGAACCGUGCGGCGGCUGGAGCUGGAGCUGAUGCAAGCCGGGAAGACCUAUCUCCCGUCCGAUGUGUACUUUGACGAGUUCAUCGAAGUGAUUCGACAGAAUACCGAUCAGCUAUACGCGCAAAGACCAUUUUCCUGCUCUCGGUCAACUUAUCAUCGAUGCGGCAUCCAACUCAUGAAAUCGCUUAUUAGUGAGCCUGGCAGAAACUCUGAAGUUGUGCCUGUUCGGACAGGGGUAGAAGCAUCCGGCCUUUCCACGGAAGCACUCGAUACCAUCAUGUACGGCUUCGAUUUUGAGUCCAUGGUGAAUUUCAACCCAGAGGUCGAUGUUGAUAUGCCUGAGUCGGCGUCUGCGGCUGGGGCCCCACUCAUGGGCGCGGCAGAGUGGACGUCGGAGCCAACGGUCGAGUCAGCAGCGUUUGCAGCUACGCCUGCAGCGCCUCUGGGCAUGGAAGAUCCGCUGAUAUCGCCGAAUGCCCCAGCAACAGAGCCGCCUUCAGCGACAGCAACAGCAGCAGCAGCAGCAGCAGCAACGGCAACGGCAAAGGUCGAGUCUGACAGCUGCUGCGAGAUAUGCGGCUACCGGCCCAAGGGCGAUCCUAGGUGGUUUGUGGGCAGCAUGGCCAAGCAUAUGAAGACGAUACACAGCGAGAACCCGCAGAUAUUCCGAUGCCCGUAUCCCGGCUGCACGAGCCAGUACAGCAAACGCGCGGAUAACCUACGACAGCACCAGAUCGAAAAGGGACACUUUGUCGAUGGCGAGGGGAACCAGGGCAAGCGGCCGCGUAAGAGGAAACGUCCGUCGGACGGUGGUGGUGAUUGA
Trichoderma gamsii is the source of this 3141-nucleotide messenger RNA. RefSeq lists its product as hypothetical. Bases 1 to 3141 code for a protein of 1046 amino acids. The transcript has 4 exons. Lineage: Eukaryota; Fungi; Ascomycota; Sordariomycetes; Hypocreales; Hypocreaceae. The record is from RefSeq and is a predicted model, not a curated record.